Trichosporon asahii var. asahii CBS 2479 is the source of this 4152-nucleotide messenger RNA. RefSeq names its product DUF1720 domain-containing protein. The record is from RefSeq and is a predicted model, not a curated record. Lineage: Eukaryota; Fungi; Basidiomycota; Tremellomycetes; Trichosporonales; Trichosporonaceae. Bases 1 to 4152 code for a protein of 1383 amino acids. The transcript is spliced from 7 exons.
AUGCUGGCGGCCUCGUUGCAUACGCCCGUUCAUCAAAUCAAGCCCGGUCGUCCCUCCCCAGGACGCGGAGAGGCUUCCACUUCGGAGAUCCCUUUGUCAAUCGGCCAUGGACCGAAAAGAAGAAUGACCACUGAGGCCCACAAACCUCUUGAUUUGGAAGCUCUCAACAGGCGACUGCACCUAUACGACGAUAUAUCCUCCCAGAAGUCGUUGAAGACACUUGCAUCCCCCUUCCAACUUCGAACAGCUGCCCGCCUCCAGGACAGCAAGGUCGGCAGCGUCGCCAAGUCAGCUCCUGAAGCCACUCGGGAUCCCACCCCUUCCUCGUCGAAACUCCAACCUGAACCAGCCUCCCGGCUGCAUUCCUCCUCGAAAUCGAAAGCCGGCAAGCGUUCAAAAGAGGCGUCAUCCAGAUCGAGCAAUUCUCUCGUUCUCUCGACUGACUCCAAGUCUGCCCCGUCCUAUCUUCGCCUCGCGCCAGAAUCGCCUGAAUUGGGUCCCGGCGACUCCAUCAGCGUUAUGGCGUUCCCGACAGCCGCUGCACCCGCCACGCCAGUCGUGCCCCCCGCGCCCAGCCCCGCGCCGCAAGAUAUCCGGUCGGAGUUCCUACACCCCCGACUCGCCGAGGGAUCAGAGGGAAGGCUGCGUAGCGAGCUAGCCUCCGAGGCGACGAAGAAGGCGCAGGCGGAUGCGCAGGCCGAGCUCUUGAAGCAGCGGCAGCGGAAGUCCGCGAAGGAGCUUUCAGAGGAGCUAUACUCGUCCUUGCACUCCAACGCGAGCUCUCUGCCUACCACCGUGACUCCUGUGCGGCAGUCACGCCGGCCCUCAGCAGUCAAGUCACAAUCGACCCGCAAGACUGGCGUUCCGUCUGCGCGGAAGAGCGCACGCUCGCCCAGGCCUACCCUGCAGUCGCGAGCUCCAAAGCCUCCUUCGACCCUCGCAGCAUGCGACUUGCAGAGCCAAGUCAUCGCAUCUACGUCAGAUUCUGAGAGCGAUCAUCGGACUCGCACCCAGUCAAGAGCACCAUCGAUUCGUUCCCAGCGGACGCCCGUAUUGGAGAAGGCGGUCGCCGGAAAGAGGUACAACUCCAUCACCAUUCCCCUGGAGGACGUGCCUCAGAUCUUUUACAAGAAGAUUUCGCAGCUGAACUAUGGCCCCAUGGAGGACGCAGUGCCUCUGUACCUCUCAUCCCAGAGGGCUGAUGGUGGUGCGACACCGCCGGAUUCGAUCUCGCUGAGCGACGACGACUCUUUCACGGCGGGCCCACCCACCGUCAUAUCGAAGGACAUCCCGCCGACCGUUAUCUCAAAGGACGUCCAACCAAACGUCGUACCCAAGGAAGCUCCGCAGGCGGACUUUCAUCGGGAACAGCCGACUGAGCCAUGCCCUCCCCGUGUACCUACCAAGGCUGCGCCCAUUACCGACGAUGAUCUGGUCGAACAGUUACUCGACGCCGUGGAGAAGGCAGCGUCAAAGCGCAAGAUGACUCGGAAGCAGCAGGCGGCCAAGAUCAAGGAGCUGCAGGCAGCGCUGUCGGCGCUGAAACACACACACGCUGUAACCCUGGCCAAGGAGGCGGAGAGGGAGAAGAAGGAUGGCGAGACUAAGCGACAGCAGCAACUGAAGCAGUUGGAGCUGGAUGUCAAGCAGAAGGAGCGAGAGAUUAAGCGGUGGCAGAAGCAGCACCAGCUCGACACCGACAGGUUGCUCUUCGUCAAAGAAAGGACCGGCGGAAGUUUGAAAAGAAGGAAAGCUACAGGAAGGGCAUCGAGUACGGGCUGGGCCGAGUUUCAGCAACAGCUCAACAUCGUGUUCGCCCUUCAUGACGAACUGGCACCGUUGCUUGCUCGUCAACGAUCUUCUGAUUCGGAUCCGCCUGUGGAGUCCGAUACUCGAGAGAGCCGCCUCUCAGAGGCUCGACAGAUACAAGAGCAGUAUCUCGCCGGCGACCUCAGCGCCGCUCAGCCUCCUCAGCAGGAUCCUCACGAUCAUGUUCCGGAGCCUCAACAGGUCUGGAACGCCCCGCCACCACCGAUUCCGGCCAUGCAGCCAAUGCCGGAGCCGCAUUCACUGCCUCAAGGUACCGCUGCCGAGUACCUGUUCCACGGGCAAGUCGACGAUGAGCCUCGCAUCCCUGUACCGCCGCCUCUGCAGCCUCGCACUUUAGACCCAUCAUACCAACAGAGCCAGGUGGCUGAGCAGGGCUAUCUUGGCAGCUCGGACGAGUACCACGGGGAUUCAGCUGGAAUCGACGGCGUUCCGUCUCGGGUAGCCUCACAAAGGGCCCCUUUGAGCAGUGAGUUGGGAAGCAUCAGUGGCGCCAUGGCGUACUUGACGGAAGUCCUCGCUCGUGGGCACGCGAACCCGAACUCUCCCUCCAAACACCACCCGAUCAAACUGUCUACCCAAGCGGCGGUCAGGGAGCUUGGAGAGAAGCUGACACAGGCAGCAACUCAGGCUGAGAGAAGCCGUGCUCAAUCGUCGGCUUCAAGGCAUCAGCCUAAGACGAAUGCGGAGCGCUUGACCAACCGGCACGACGUCCGCAGCCGCCACCCGUCCGUUAGUCAGCCUGCCGCGCCAACGGCUACGGCACCUCUGCUAUCACGGCCGGGCACCGCAAUCGACAUUAACAAGGACCUGCCGCCAAUCACCCCUGGCAGGGAGGUUCAUCGGCGGCACUCGAUGACAUCUACGGAUGCCCUGGGCCAUGGCAGGCGCCCAAUGAGCCGUGCCAGCACCAUGAAGGUUCACCAGCGUAGUGCCACACAAGGCAGCAUUGAUAUGGAUGGCCGCUAUCCCAGGAUGUCCACAGGAGACGAUGAAAGAGUCGCUUAUAUACUGGAGCCGACGCUCGCCGAGAGGACUCAUGCUUCUCAUGCGGCUAGCGCUAGAGCGCCACCCACUGCUCGUCCGGACGAUCUGUCGAGCAUCGCCGAGGAGUCUCUCCGCGCCGCAUCGUCGCUGCCUUCUGCUCCCCGGGCGUCGCCCAUGGUGCCUCCUCCAUCUGAGCGGCUCGCGCAAGCCAGUCCUGCACCGCCGCUGAAGCCGCAGCAGACCGGAGUCUCAACGAGAAGCCGUCGCCCGUCCUUCGUCCUCUUUAACCAGCCAAAUUCCGCGAGUGUCCAGGCUCAAACGACCGGCAUUCAGCGGCAGGUGACUGGUGUUCAGCCGCAGCUCACAGGUUUGCAACUUCAGGCAGAGGGGGUUCAAGCCCAAAACGCUAGUCUUCAGCCUCAAGCGACUGGUAUCCAACCGCAGCCCACUGGCGAGGUGAUGCGGCCCCAGUACACGGGCAUGCAGUCUCAGCGGACAGGGCUCCAGCCCCAGCUCACAGGACCCCCGCCACCGCCGAUCGCGAGUGCACCGAUGCCUUCCCACUCUCCAGGACUGCAGCCGCAGCGUACUGGUCUUCAACCUCACCCGACAGGACCACCUUUGCAGUCUCAGCGAACGGGUGGCUCGACAUUCCAACUCCCAUCGGCGAUGAAGGCGCAGAAGACCGGAGUCAGCUUGCAUCCGAGCCCCGCCGGCGUUCGCUCACCCGUGCCGCCUGCGCCGUCUCAUGAGGCAAGCAUGUCUGAUCGGCCCCUGCUGGCGACGACGCCAGUUCCUGCUCCGUCGCAGCGUUCUGGUUCCAUACUGUUGAACCCUGGUGCGCCGCCCCAACCUGUGCCAGCGCAGUACACCGGUCCUGUUCAUCCUCAGCCGACGGAGGAGCGACCGACGCCCUUCCUCCAGCAGCAGCCAGGGAGUGUGCCGCCGAUGCAGGCGCAGCGGACUGGACCCCGCUGCCCCGCGAGCAUGUAUGCGGGUACGCCUGCGCCGCCGGGAUUCUCCAUGCCGCGGAUGCCAGGAGCAUGGGGACCGUCAACGCCCAUGCCGCUGGGAGCGAGCAAGACGGGGCCAGUGCCGCUCGCGGGAGACAAUGUGGACGCAGCCGAUGGAGCACCACCGCACGCUGAGCGACAACCGGUUCGACAACUGGCACGCCUCUCACUCGGCAGCGCGCUCAGCACAGGCGCAAGCGGCUUUGGGACUCGGCAUACCACUCGCACCCCUGGAGACGGGGGUGCCUCAGAACAGCCUGCAGCUCACGGGCGUACCGAUGCAGGAGCGGCAGCGCUCGGUGUCGAUCGCGCCCUCACAUCCUGA